Molecule: messenger RNA, 626 nt
Organism: Plodia interpunctella (Indianmeal moth)
Lineage: Eukaryota; Metazoa; Arthropoda; Insecta; Lepidoptera; Pyralidae
Product: general odorant-binding protein 28a
Exons: 5
Coding region: 50-475 (141 amino acids)
Molecular function (GO): odorant binding
Source: RefSeq, a predicted model, not a curated record
AACAAACAUCAUUAAGUAUUUGGAUACCAAAUAAUUAAGUGUUUCUACAAUGGAAUACCUUGCAGUUUUAUUGGCUUUAGCUACAACCGCUAUGGCAAACGACACAGCGGAGAACGUGGCUACACUCCAAGCGAAGUUCGUGACAGCAGGUGAAGCCUGUAUUGAGGAGUAUCCCAUAUCUGGUGAAGAUAUAACCUUGUUCAAGAGCGGGCAGUUCCCUGACAGCGAGCAUGCUGGCUGCUUCAGUGCUUGUGUCCUGAGGAAUAUUGGGCUGUUCGACGACAAAGGAAGCCUGUACCAACCUGAUAAUCUUGAAAAAGCUACAGAAAUUUUUAAUGAAGAGAAAGAAAUUGAGACCAUUAAAGAACUAAUCAGCACUUGCGCCAAAGUAAACGAAGAAACCGUUACGGAUGGUGAAAAGGGAUGUGAACGCGCUAAGCUGCUUUUCCACUGCUUUGUAGAAAACUCCAAAUAAGGCGUGUAGAGAGUCGUGCAGCUGAAUGCAAUCGCCACAAAACAACCUACUUGGCUAUUAUGGAUAAAGAAGAAUUGGAAAUAAAUUAAAAUAACAUAUUUGAAUUGUGGACAAUGUUAAGUUAGUGUUAUUAGUAAAAUAUAGUUUCUUA